Messenger RNA from Aspergillus steynii IBT 23096, 1620 nucleotides. RefSeq names its product alpha-amylase. Gene Ontology annotation, biological process: carbohydrate catabolic process. Bases 28 to 1512 code for a protein of 494 amino acids. The record is from RefSeq and is a predicted model, not a curated record. NCBI's taxonomy places the organism in Eukaryota, Fungi, Ascomycota, Eurotiomycetes, Eurotiales, Aspergillaceae. Gene Ontology annotation, molecular function: alpha-amylase activity; calcium ion binding. The transcript has 6 exons.
GUCCACCGUCUUUUCAAUCUGACCAAAAUGAAGUGGUCGCUUCUCAGUCUGCUGGCCUCGACUGCUUUGGCUGCCACGCCGGCGCAAUGGCGCUCGCAGUCCAUUUACUUCUUGUUGACCGAUCGCUUUGCACGCGACGACGGAUCGACCACGGCUUCAUGUAAUACCGAGGACAGGAAAUACUGUGGUGGCACCUGGCAAGGCAUCAUCGACCAGCUGGACUACAUCCAGGGCAUGGGCUUCACGGCCAUCUGGAUCACGCCGGUGACAGCCCAGUUGACCGAGGAUACCGAGUACGGCGAUGCCUAUCAUGGCUACUGGCAGCAGGAUAUAUACUCGCUGAACGAGAACUAUGGCACCGCCGACGACCUCAAGGCGCUGGCAGACGCGCUGCACGAGCGCGACAUGUAUCUCAUGGUCGACGUGGUGGCCAACCACAUGGGCUACGCGGGUGCCGGAGACUCGGUCGACUACAGUGUCUUCAACCCCUUCAACUCCCAGGACUACUUCCACUCCUACUGUCCGAUCGAGGACUACGAUGACCAGACGCAGUCCGAGGAAUGCUGGCUGGGUGACAACUCCGUCUCCUUGCCAGACCUGGACACCACCAAGUCUGAAGUCCAGGACAUCUGGUACGACUGGGUGGGAGGUCUGGUGUCGAACUACUCCAUCGACGGUCUGCGCAUCGACACCGUCAAGCACGUCCAGAAGGACUUCUGGCCCGGCUACAACGACGCCGCCGGGGUGUACUGCAUCGGCGAGAUCCUAGACGGGGACGCCUCCUACACUUGUCCCUACCAGGAGGUGAUGGACGGCGUGCUCAACUACCCGAUCUACUACCCGCUGCUGAACGCGUUCAAAUCCACCAGCGGCAGCAUCAGCGACCUCUACAACAUGAUCAACACGGUAAAGUCGGACUGUCCCGACUCGACCCUGAUGGGCACCUUCAUCGAGAACCACGACAACCCGCGCUUUGCCUCGUACACCGACGACAUCUCGCAGGCCAAGAACGUCGCCGCGUUCACCAUCCUGGCCGACGGCAUUCCCAUCAUCUACGCCGGCCAGGAGCAGCACUAUGCUGGUGGCGAAGACCCCGCCAACCGCGAGGCGACCUGGCUGGGCAAGUACAACACCGAUAGCGAGCUGUACAAGCUGAUCGCUGCGUCGAAUGCCAUCCGUAACCACGCCAUCAGCACGGACGAGAAAUACGUGAAUUACCAGAAUUACCCCAUCUACCAAGACAAGUCCACCCUCGGCAUGCGCAAAGGCUACGACGGCGCGCAGGUCAUCACGGUGCUGUCGAACCAGGGCUCGUCCGGAUCCUCGUAUACCCUGUCGCUUGACAACACGGGGUUCUCGUCCGGCGAUAAGGUCACUGAGAUCUACACUUGCACCGCCCUGACGGUGGAUUCGGACGGAAAGGUUCCCGUGCCGAUGGAUGGCGGAGCGCCGCGGGUACUGUUCCCGACGGAGAAGCUGAGUGGAAGCGGUUUGUGCAGUGGAUCUGAUUGAAUGCUGUAUAGUUGUAAAUGAUGUGAUGGUGUAUAUCCAUGUAUACCAACGGGGAUAUAAUGGGUUGAAUGAUUGCAAAGAUGAACAUAUUGAGAGUGGAAGAUAGAG